Molecule: messenger RNA, 2376 nt
Organism: Teleopsis dalmanni
Lineage: Eukaryota; Metazoa; Arthropoda; Insecta; Diptera; Diopsidae
Exons: 5
Coding region: 1-2376 (791 amino acids)
Molecular function (GO): sequence-specific DNA binding
Source: RefSeq, a predicted model, not a curated record
AUGAUAUUGGAACAGGCUAAAGUAUUUUUGGAUUGCAAAGAUGAAUUUAAUAAUACUAAAAAUCAAGUUAAGAUUGAAAAAGAAGUCAUAACACCAAUUACACAAUUACACGAUUUCGACGGAAGAGAGGAAGACUGGCAAACUUUCGUAGAAUUAUUUAAAGAUUACGUACAUAAUAAUCGAAAUUUAUCAUCCUCAAUGAAACUUGACUAUUUAAGAUCUCACAUUAAAGGGGAUGCGCGUAUGACUAUUAGUCAUCUAUUAUCUGGAACAUCAGCAAACUAUGAAGCGGCGUGGGAUACAAAUUUUGACAAAUUACUUGACAUGAAAACAAUUAACUCAUCAUCAGUUUUGAGUUUAAGAGACGCUCAUGAUCAAAUUAAACAAUGCAUUCAACUAAUUGAAUCUAAACAGGCAGAACCUAACUGUGACAAAUUAUACGCGCACAUAAUAAUAAGAAAAUUGGAUAAAGAAGGUAUUCAAUUAUAUGAACAAUACAUUAAAAAACCAAGAGAAAUAAACACACUAAAAGAUGUAUUUGAAUUUCUGGAACAACAAUUCCAAACUCUGGAAGCCCAAAAUAGCCUUAAAACAUCAAGAAUAAACUAUAUUAAUCCACCAACUAACAUAAGAAUUCAGAACAAUACUAUCCAAUGCCAAUGUUGUAAUCAAUUAGGUCAUCGGAUGUAUAAUUGCAAACGAUUUAUGGACAUGUCGAUUGGACAACGAACAUCAUUAAUCCGCAAUAAACAACUAUGCGAGAUAUGUUUGAGUCAUAAUAAUCGCAUUAAAUGCAACUCUACACACAAAUGCAAAAAGUGUAAUAAAGCUCACAAUUCUCUUUUACACAUGGAAUACAAUUUAAAUCAACGUCAGCAAAACAGCAGAAAUAACCCAAAAAUUAAUAAAGAAGGAAAAACUUAUUCAACAAUAAUAAAAGAUAAGAAACAAUUAACCUUACUUCCAACUGUAUUAAUCAGCACAAAAUCAUCAGAUGGAAAUAUUCAUCAAUUGAGAGCCUUGGUAGAUCAAGGUUCGCAAGUAUCAAUGGUGUCUGAGAAGGUAGUUCAAUUAUUGAUAUUAAAAAAAAUGAAACACAUGACCAAAUUGUCAGGGGUAUCUAACACAACGGUUGGUACAUCAAACGCUAGAGUCUUUAUGGAAACAUCAUCAAGCAACUUGCAAAGUUCUACAAUACUGAAUAUAAACAGUCCGGUUAUAAAAGAAGCAGAUGCGGUCGGAAUCAAUAAUAUAAAACCCUGGCGUGGAAAAACUCCAACAGAAUUAUUUAAAUUGUUUUUCGAUAAAGAAGUUGUUGAGUUAAUUAUUACAGAAAGUAAGAAGUAUGCAAGUCAGAAUAAUGUAACAACUAACAUUCUCGACGAACGUUUGCUUAAUCGCUUCAUUGGAUUUCUCUUGUUCAGUGGCUAUCAUAAGCUUCCAGAAAUUGAGCAUUAUUGGCGGCAACAGAAUGAUUUUGGUAUUCCAAUAGUUAAGGAAGCACGUACUCGCAAUGAAUUUCGUCAUGUGAAACGAUUUCUGCACAUUGCAGACAAUAAUUCACUUGAUAGUAAUGAUCGAUUUGCAAAAGUAACACCUUUAAUUGCUUUGGUUAAUAAAAAAUUCAUGCAGUUUGGAGUGUUUCAUGAAUACUUGUCUAUAGAUGAGCAAAUGGUUCCAUACUUUGGGCGACACAGUUCAAAAAUGUACAUUCGCAACAAACCAAUUAAGUUUGGUUUUAAAUUAUGGGUAUUAGCUUCAUCUGAUGGCUAUAUGUAUAGUACAAUUCCAUAUGCUGGUUCAACUCAACCAUACGAUAAAGAAAUUGGACUUGGAGCGCAUGUUGUAUUGAAGUUGCUAGAAAAUGUUGAACAUUCUGAAUGGCAUUGUGUAUAUUUUGAUAAUUUUUUUACAUCAUUCUAUUUGAUGUAUGUACUAUCACAGAAAAAUUUUCUAGCAUGUGGAACAGUCUGUCGAAAUCGUUUGCCGUCAAACCUCUCCCUUAAAGGAAAAAAAGAAUUGAAAAAAGGUGAAUCCGAUUAUGCUUUUGAUAAGCAAAACGGAUUAAUUUACGUUAUAUCUUGGCAAGAUAAUUCGCUUGUUACAAUUGCAACGAUUUUCGAAUCAAUGGAACCCAUGAAUUCGGCCCGUCGUUACAAUAGGACUUUACAAAAGUAUGUGAAUGUUCCUCAGCCUCACGCGAUUGCAAAUUAUAAUUUGCACAUGGGUGGUGUCGAUAUGGCGGAUAAUGCAAUAUCGAACUAUCGCAUAUCCAUCCGUGGGAAAAAGUGGUGGUGGCCUUUGUUUUCAAAUGCAGUGAAUUCGUGCUUAGUAAAUGCGUGGAAACUUCAUUGCUUCAUUGCAAAAGCACUUUAA